Molecule: messenger RNA, 2015 nt
Organism: Microplitis demolitor
Lineage: Eukaryota; Metazoa; Arthropoda; Insecta; Hymenoptera; Braconidae
Product: kelch domain-containing protein 10 homolog
Exons: 4
Coding region: 359-1522 (387 amino acids)
Biological process (GO): positive regulation of stress-activated MAPK cascade
Molecular function (GO): protein binding
Source: RefSeq, a predicted model, not a curated record
ACUCCCGACCCUUAAUUCUACAAAGGAGAAAAUGAAAUGGGAAUAAUUUUUGUUUAAUAAAUAGUUUGUAGACAUCAAUCACUUUAAAAAUCACAAUUCUUAUUGUUACUUCUAUUGAAAUAUUAUAAAAUAUAAAAUUAUAUAGCGCAUAUAUAUAUACAAAAUAUCAAAUCCCAUCUACAUACAUACGCAUACGUUUAAACUAAGACACAAAUUGAACUUUUUAAGCCCGCGAAUUUAAACGCUGACAACUUCACGUGUAUUUAUCUUAUGAUCUAGAUAGACCAUCAGGUAUAAAAUGUAAACACAAGAUAAAAAUAUAUAAUCAUUAUUAUUAUUAUUAUUUUAAUUAAAAAAAAUGUACGUAUUUAAACCGUUUGCUUUUACGGAGUGUAAGAACAAAAAAAGUAAACUAAAACCAUCACCUAGAACUUUUCCAUCAAUAUUCUGUGAUGAAAAACACUUGUAUUCAUUCAGUGGUUAUCGUUAUGUAUUGAAUCAGUCUACUACUAUUGAUUUUGACAAUCCAAAAAUUAUAGAAGAAAUUUUGAAAUUUAAUUUGGCUACAAGUACAUGGACUUGUUUGCCAAAUCAACAGCAUUUACCAACCAAAAAAGAAAUGGUUCUUGGAGUAACUUUAAAAGCAGAUAAACUUAUCGUUGCUACUUGGAUUCAAAAUUAUCGACCAAAAAGUUUUAUAUACAUUUGUGAUUUAAAAGACGAAUACAAAGUGAUUAAACUGACGACAAAAGGACCAAUACCUAAACGUUUAUUUUCACACAAUUUUAUAAGCUACGGUUCUUAUUUAUAUACAAUUGGAACUGAUAAUGACUUGGGUGUUUUCAGGAUAAAUCCCAUAAUUGGAAACUGGGAAAAAUUGCAUCCUGAAAAUGGUGAUGAUUUUCCUGAACGUUAUGAAGAUGUUGAGUUAGCUUUUGAUGGAAAAAAAAUUUUUGUUUUUUUUGUUAAAUUACCUAGUGUAAAAAUAUCUGAACUAAAAACAAUCCAUGCUUACGACAUUGAGCAAAAUCGUUGGUUUAUCUUAAAUACAAUUGGGGAUUUAAAUAAUGCCGAACCUUUUCCUGACGGUAGAAUUAAUUUUGGAACUGGUCAAUUAAUUGAUCUUGAAAGUAAAAACGUCAACAUAAUAAUAUCAGGUGGAAUAAACAAUACAAAAAUGUAUGAUGAUGUUUGGCAACUGAAUUUACAUACAUUACAAUGGACAUGUUUCAAGCGAUUCGGACUCUGUCUUCCAAAGCCUAUUUGUGAACAUGACGCUGCGAUUUCCUCUAGUGGAAAAAUGUUCAUCUUUGGUGGAAGAAUUAAAUCUGUAUACGAUAGUUUAAAUGGAGUGAAUAAAUUGUACUCUGCUUGGAUAAAGAUACCAAAACUCACAAAUAUUUGUUGGGAAGCUGUAAAUUAUUAUUACAAAGACUUAGAUAUAAAAACAUCUGAGGAAUUAUAUCAACUUGGUUUACCUGUUAAUUUUGUAAAUUCUAGGUAUUUUUUAGGUACACUGUAAAAAAUUUCGGAUUUUAUUUCUAUUUAAAUUCACUCCGUUACUCGGAGUUCCAGAGCUUUAAAAAAAAAUCGCAUACGAAGUAAAUAAGGAAAUCCAGGAGAAUUCGCAUUCACUCUGAAUUAAAUCCGCGUUAACUCUGCAAAUUUUGUACAGUGUAUACAUCAUUUUUUAUAAAAUUAUCAUACCAAAAUAAUACUGGCAUAUUAAUGUAAAAUAAAAUAAAGUUUGAAUAUUAUAAUUAUCUUAAAAAUUUAUAAAAUAUCUGAUUAUUCAAUCAUCUGUAUGCUCAUUAAUGCUUAAAAAAUUUUCUAACUCACGUUUACUAAAAUAUUUAAAUAUAUGUUCUAUAACAUCAAAUGGUAAUUUAAAUAAAAUAGCAGUAAAUUUCCGCUCAAAUACUUGAAUGCUCUGUUCAAGUAGAGUUUUCAUAUUCAAACCUUUAUGAAGACAACGUAUCAGUAUUGAACCAUAAAUCCGAUAUUUAGUUUUAAAC